Messenger RNA from Kalmanozyma brasiliensis GHG001, 3543 nucleotides. RefSeq names its product Glycosyl transferase, ALG6/ALG8. The transcript has 2 exons. Gene Ontology annotation, biological process: protein N-linked glycosylation. Gene Ontology annotation, molecular function: dolichyl pyrophosphate Man9GlcNAc2 alpha-1,3-glucosyltransferase activity. The record is from RefSeq and is a predicted model, not a curated record. Gene Ontology annotation, cellular component: endoplasmic reticulum membrane. Bases 1 to 3543 code for a protein of 1180 amino acids. NCBI's taxonomy places the organism in Eukaryota, Fungi, Basidiomycota, Ustilaginomycetes, Ustilaginales.
AUGUCGAACGGAUUCAGCUCGUGUCAGGAGAGGCCCGAGAAGCUCUUUCCUUCGCUCGCCCACGACGACCACGAGACAGCUCCCGACGAGUCUUCGUCACCGCAUCCGACCGCCAAGUGGAUCAAGGAUCAGAGCAAAUUGAACAGCGCCCCUGCGCGCUCCGACGAGCUCGACCAGUUUGGCAUCCCUAUUCAUCCAUCUCAUUCCAGCUCCUCGCGUCUGCAUAGCCGUUCGGCUUCCAGAGGCGAUGCCUCUCUUCCGCGCUCCCCUAGCUUGGUCACGCCGGCGUCGUUGAAGCCUUCUUCCUCUUCACGCACACUCACGGCCGCCUACGCUUCAUCAACCACGCUAUGGCAGGAACAGCAGAGGGAACCCUCGCCUUCAACCUCUCGACCUGUAGCGAAGCCGCAGCCGGCCGUAACAGCAGAGGAAGACGACGACGAGUCCAUAGGUCUGCUGCUCGGUCAGUCGAAGCGCAGGAGAGCGCGCAAAGAUUCUUACUCUUCCUUCGGUAGCAGUGUGCUGCCAGCCCCCCUAUUCGCCAACAACCCGCGUUACAGCACAUACGGCGGCAGCAACAGUGGCCUAGCACAGCUCCGACAAAGUGUUCCCACUAAGCAGGGAAGACCCGCUUAUCCACCAAGCAACCACUCCGGUGCUGCCCCACAAUCGCGGCACCUUGCACCUCAUCUCGAUGCACUUGCACCACGACCACCACAGCCAGACGCUCAGUACUCUCGGCAGCGCCAUCCGUCCAACGCAGUCGCUUCUCGUCCAUCCGGAUUCGAUCUAGAUGAUUGGCUUCGGACCUCACAGGCACCUGCGGCGCUCAAGUCCUCGCCCAGUCUAGGAGCCCUACCAACAUUUGACCGACCAGAGAGGACAAGGGCGGGAGCUUUGAGUGAAGCUGGCACUCGUCGACGACGCCAUCAGGGCGGAUCUACCUCGGGUCUUAGCGCAGGCGUCUUGAGUGCGGGUCCAGAAUCUCCUCGCAGUCGCAGGAAGGCUAGCGGCACGUCUACACGCAGAGAUGGAAGUGGCUUCGCUUCCCUUUCACCAGAUCAUCCAGCCUUUGCCGCAUCCAUGGAGCUAAGUAGAGAGGCAGGCGCUCGAUCCAUCGACACGAUCGAGGAGUGGCGAGCCAAGUCGGGCUCUCAGUCGGCCUCUACCGCUUCCGCCACUCCAUCUGCUGCCUUGCCAGAUCGCGGCAUCAGUCCCGCUGACCAAGGUGAUCUCGUACCACGCCGACGACGCAAGAGCUCAGUAAAAAGCAGUUCUCGCCCGGUCUCGAUGGACGGUCCUCCGCCACCGCUGCCAUCCAUUCCUCCGACGUUCACAGCAGAAUCCGUCGCCUCCAAAAGCGGUCGCCGCAGGAGGAAGAACACCGAGACUUCUCUUGCCGGCUUGUUUUCGCCAGACAAGGACGAGCCCUCGCAUCGAGGUAUCGCGGCAGGAUCGACGAAGAGUCCACAGCCUCCGCUGGCAUUGCGCGAUCUGUACGCCCUGUCCGGGCUCGGCUCGCAAGCGGAGACGCCAAUGCGCCGCUUCAUCCGCUGGCUGGCCAAAGAACAACUCAAAGCGACCAUCGCACCCAUAGUUCUGCUUACGUCCUUCUUGGUCCGCUGGAUCGUAGGCAGGGGCGAUUGGAGCGGUCGAGGUGUGCAACCCAUGCAUGGCGACUUUGAAGCGCAACGUCACUGGAUCGAGCUCACCCUGCAUCUUCCGACCUCGCGCUGGUAUUUCUACGAUCUGCAGUACUGGGGACUCGACUAUCCGCCGCUUACCGCUUGGGUCAGCUUGGCUUGCGGCUACGCUAGCCGGCUCUUUCCCGCUGUCGCCCCUGGCUUCGCAUUCGCGACGUCGCGAGGCAAUGAGGAUGCAGCGACCUCGACCUUCAUGCGCGCUACAGUGAUUGUCGGCGACCUUCUCAUUUAUCUCCCUGCAAUAAUCCUGUUCGUAACGCGCAAGCUCGAGGGCCGCGGUCGGCGCACGCAAGCCAUCGCGCUGUUCUCCAUCCUCCUCCAACCCGCGCUCAUCCUCAUCGACCACGGUCACUUCCAGUACAACAGCAUCAUGCUCGGCUUCAGUGCGGCGUGCUUCGCGCUGCUGCACACCACGCUGCCCAACCCAGACUCCGCUGCGGCGGCACGGGGUCGCAGCCAGGCGGUCGCCGACCUCUCGCGCCGCCUCAGCUACGAAUACAUCGCCGCCGCCGUCCUGUUCUGCCUCAGCCUGUCAUUCAAGCAAAUGGCGCUGUACUAUGCGCCGGCUGUAUUCGCCGUCAUGCUUGGUCGCUGUGUCGGGCUCGCCCGUGUCGACCCAGAGCGCGGGCUGACGCUGUUCAUCGGCCUCGCCGUCGCCGUUAUCGUCACCUUUGGCGUGGUCUUCAGCCCGUGGCUGACGAGUCUGGAGCAGAUCGCACAGGUCAUCCACCGCAUCUUCCCACUUGCCAGGGGCCUGUUCGAGGAUAAAGUGGCCAACGUGUGGUGUUUUGCGUCGGUGCUGCCGCUGCCGGCGCGGUGGAAGUUGAAGAACGUGAUGGCGGCGACGGCGUUGGCGCGGUUGAGUCUGGUCGUGACGCUGGUGGCGAUCUUGCCGGCGUGCGUGCUGCUGUUCUGGGCAGCGAGCCAGACGGCGCGGAUGGAGAUGAUGGUUGCGUCCGAAACGCCGGUGGCUGUCAGCUCGAGUGUUGCGGGCAGUGUCAAGGAUUCGAGUUCUCGACGCAGCCACCGCUCCCCGUCUGUCGUCGGAUCAGUUGCUGGUGGCCGAGCGAGGUCCGAAAUCGAAUCGCUCCUCGCCGGUUCCGUGUCAAGAUCGAUCAGUGGUCGCGUUAGCCACGUCGGGCCCCUCGCCACAUCGCACGACUCGGAUUACCCUGCACAAGCAACACCCGCCCGAGCGGUCGCAUCCACCCUCCCCUCCCCAGCCGCCCAGAUGCUCCCAUACGGCCUGCUAAGCGUCUCCACCUCGUUCUUCCUAUUCGGCUUUCAAACACACGAAAAGUCGAUCCUCCUGCCUCUUCUCCCUAUGACCCUCCUCCUCGGGGCAAAAGGCGAUACCUGGGGUGGCAACAUCACCGCAGCGCGCGAUUGGCAGUGGUGCGUGUGGUUCAACAACGUUGCCACCUUCUCGCUCUUCCCGCUUCUCCGCAAGGACGGGCAGGCUCUGCAGUACGCUAUACUGACACUAGGAUGGAAUUGGCUCAUCGGCAACCUGGGUGUGCCCUUCAACCCAUUGACUAGUGUCAGAGCGAUGUUUAGGAAAGACGCGAGCUUCUUUAGAAGAAUCAGCACGCUUAGCUACAUAGCCAUCGUAGCACUGCACACGCUCGAGUACGGUCUGCCAAGGUUGGCGCCCGGAUUGCAGGCGAAGGUGUGGGCAAGAUAUCCGGAUAUAUACCCCGUUUUGAACGUGCUGCUGGUCACACCGCUCGUGGGGGUCGUGUGGAUCUGGGCGCUCGUUAGACAGGUUCAGACGGCGUUUGCUAAUGGGAUGACGAUCGGAGGGAGCGGGAAGAAAGGGGUCAAGGGAAAGACGGGCUGA